Zymoseptoria tritici IPO323 is the source of this 2069-nucleotide messenger RNA. RefSeq names its product transcriptional repressor TUP1. Bases 258 to 2069 code for a protein of 603 amino acids. NCBI's taxonomy places the organism in Eukaryota, Fungi, Ascomycota, Dothideomycetes, Mycosphaerellales, Mycosphaerellaceae. Gene Ontology annotation, molecular function: protein binding. The record is from RefSeq and is a predicted model, not a curated record. The transcript has 5 exons.
UCCUCCACCACCAAGACAUCCAUCACGACAUCCAUCAAUACCGUCGCCGACGACGCUCCGUCAUCCUCCUUACCGACUCCUCGUUGCGGCGCGACCUCAACGACAGCUCUUCCCGACACCGCUGCGGCUGCCUUUUCAGCUGACAGUUGGCGCUACCGACUCCAACCUCCGAGUGGAUUCCGCAGCGCGUCCACGACCUUUUGAAUAACACCAAAAACGAGAUUCGACCGCGCGACACAAGAGCUGAGAUUGCCGACAUGUACAACGCGCAUCGCGGUAUGGCUCCGGGCCCGCAGCCUGGCAGUCGUCUCGCGGAUCUGCUCGAGCAGGUGCGCGCCGAGUUCGACGCGCAGGUUGGACGCUCGUCGGAUCAUGAACACCAAUUGCAUAAUCAAAUCCAAGAGAUGGAUGUCAUCAAAUCGAAGAUUUACCAACUGGAGACGACCCACGUGGCCAUGAAGAACAAGUACGAAGAAGAGAUUGCUCGCCUCCGCCAUGAGCUUGAGCAGCGAGGUGGCCCAUCGCAAGGUCCUCAUGGUGCUUCAUCUUCUCAACCUGCUCCGCCAGCCAUUGGCCACGGUCCGGCCAACCUCUUCCAAGGCAUCAUGGCCGGCGGCGCUGGUGGUCCAGGCCUUGCUCCACCUCCACAAGAGCAACAAGGCCAGCCUGGUAUGCCCGGUCAUAUGCAAGGACAGAUGCCUCCUAGUUUGAACGCACCUCCUGGUCCACCGCACAACCCGUUUGCGUACGGUCAGCUCCAAGGUCCUCCCGCAGCUAAUGGAUACGGCUCGCAACAACCACCGCAGCCGACAGCCUCUCCUGGACCUGGUAAGCCUCGUUUGGGAGGACCUCCGGGUCUUCGUGGUCCUGCCACUCCUCAGCAGCACCCAGCAUCUACCUAUCCAGGUUCGCCGCAGGUCGCUCGUCCGACUCCUCCCCCGAAUCGUGAUGUACAAAUCGCUACCGAUUUCCAGUACACCCCUGCGCAACUUGAGCAGAUUGGCAACCAAUUGUCGGAAUACGAUGUGGACAAGCUCCCUCCGCAUUUGAAGCGCCAGGGUGACGACUGGUUUGCAGUGUUCAACCCCAGAGUGCACCGCAAGUUGGAUGUGGAAUUGGUUCACAGCUUGCCUCAUCAGAGCGUGGUGUGCUGUGUUCGCUUCAGUCAUGAUGGUCGUUUUAUCGCCACGGGCUGUAAUAGAAGCGCGCAGAUUUUUGACGUCAACACCGGCAAGCAAGUCUGCCACCUCAUGGACCAGUCCACCAACGGAGACGGCGACCUUUAUAUCAGAUCGGUCUGCUUCAGUCCCGAUGGUAGGUAUCUGGCUACAGGAGCGGAGGACAAGAUUAUUCGCGUCUGGGACAUUGGCGCCAAGGUGAUCCGUCACCAAUUUUCUGGUCACGACCAGGACAUUUACUCGCUCGACUUCGCCUCGGAUGGACGCUACAUCGCUUCUGGAUCUGGCGAUCGAACAAUUAGAAUCUGGGACCUCCAGGACAACCAGUGCGUGCUGACGCUCUCCAUUGAAGACGGCGUGACCACAGUUGCCAUGUCGCCUAAUGGACGAUUUGUUGCAGCAGGCAGUCUGGAUAAGAGCGUUCGCAUCUGGGACACCCGAUCAGGAGUCCUCGUCGAGCGUACUGAAGGCGAGCAAGGCCACAAAGACAGCGUGUACUCUGUGGCAUUCAGUCCUGAUGGAGAACACCUUGUGUCUGGAUCUCUCGACAAGACGAUCAGGAUGUGGAGACUCAACCCUCGAGCGCAAUACCAGCCCGGAAGCCUUGCUCCUCAGGCAAGAGGAGGUGACUGUGUGAGGACGUUCGAGGGUCACAAGGACUUUGUGCUUAGUGUGGCACUUACGCCGGAUGGCGCGUGGGUCAUGUCUGGCUCCAAGGAUCGUGGUGUGCAAUUCUGGGAUCCCGUGACUGGAGAUGCCCAGCUCAUGCUGCAGGGACAUAAGAAUUCGGUUAUCUCCGUCGCGCCGUCUCCGAUGGGUACGCUCUUCGCGACCGGUUCGGGAGACAUGAAGGCAAGAAUCUGGCGCUACGCUCCAUACGGCGGCCCUUAG